This is a messenger RNA of Penicillium atrosanguineum, 1218 nucleotides long. Its product is annotated as protein kinase RIO2. Bases 1 to 1218 code for a protein of 405 amino acids. Gene Ontology annotation, cellular component: nucleus; preribosome, small subunit precursor; cytosol. NCBI's taxonomy places the organism in Eukaryota, Fungi, Ascomycota, Eurotiomycetes, Eurotiales, Aspergillaceae. The record is from RefSeq and is a predicted model, not a curated record. The transcript is spliced from 3 exons. Gene Ontology annotation, molecular function: ATP binding; protein serine/threonine kinase activity. Gene Ontology annotation, biological process: maturation of SSU-rRNA; protein phosphorylation.
AUGAAGCUCGACGCCAAGGCAAUUCGCUACCUCACAAGUGAGGAUUUCAAAGUUCUUGCGGGGGUUGAAACCGGAAGCCGGAACCAUGAAGUCGUCCCGACCCCACUGAUCGUGCAGCUUUCGGGCCUCCGAGGCGGCAGCGGCGUGCAUCGCGCCAUCUCGAAUUUGGCCAAGAUUAAUCUGAUCGCAAAGGUGAAGAACGCAAAGUAUGAUGGAUACCGCCUCACCUAUGGUGGUCUCGACUACCUCGCUCUCAACGGACACCAGAAGCAAAAAGUCGUUUACUCCGUUGGCAACCAGAUCGGCGUCGGCAAAGAAUCAGAUAUUAUCGUGGUCGCGCACAGCAGUGGAGCGCAACGCAUCCUUAAAAUCCACCGUCUCGGUCGUAUCUCCUUCCGGACCGUCAAGACAAACCGCGACUACCUCCGACAUCGCCACACCGGAUCUUGGAUGUACAUGUCGCGCCUGGCCGCGAUGAAAGAAUUCGCGUUCAUGAAGGCCCUCCACGAGAACGGAUUCCCUGUCCCCGAACCCAUUGCACAGAACCGUCACACCAUCGUCAUGAGUUUGAUUGAUGCUUUCCCGCUGCGUCAGAUCGCAAAAGUUGCCAAGCCCGCUAAGCUAUACUCUGAGUUGAUGGAUAUGGUUUUGGAGUUGGCGCGAUUUGGUCUGAUCCACGGUGACUAUAACGAGUUUAACUUGCUUAUCAAGGAAGAAGUCAUUCCAGAUGCGGAUGGCAAUGUUGCGGACAUUGAGGAUGCGCAUGAUGAUCAGAUCAAGUUGACUCCGAUUGUCAUUGAUUUCCCGCAGAUGGUCUCUAUUGAUCAUGCGAAUGCGGAGAUGUACUUUGAUCGUGAUGUGAACUGUAUCAAGCGGUUCUUCCAGCGGAAGUAUCACUUUGUUAGUGAUGCGCCUGGUCCGUCCUUCAAGGAUGCGAGGAAGAAUUUCAUGAAAAACCCUGGUAAGCGACUUGAUGUUGAGGUCGAGGCCUCCGGGUUCUCAAGAAAGAUGGCGCGUGAGCUUGAGAAGUAUAUGGAUGAAGUUGGUGCCAAUACUGGGGAGGGUGAAGGAGACGAAGAAAAUGAGGAUGACUCCGAGGAAGAGGAUUCCGAGGAGGAGGAGGAGGUCAAUGAAGAUGAACCAGAGCAGUCUAGUGCGGCGGACGAGAGUGCCCAGCGAUUAGAAGCACUGGAGAUCUCGGGAUCAUCCGAAAAGUAG